AUGUCACUCAUUCCAAGCUUUUUCCGUGGUCGCCGAAGCAACGACUUCGACCCCUUUUCAUUAGACGUCUGGGAUCCAUUCCAAGGCUUCCCAUUCUCAAAUUCACUGGCUAACCUUCCUUCCUCUGCUCGUGAAACCUCUACUUUUGCCAACACUCGCAUCGACUGGAAGGAGACCCCACAAGCCCACAUCUUCACAGCCGAUCUUCCUGGAAUCAACAAACAAGAAGUCAAAGUUGAGGUUGAAGAAGGAAGAGUUCUGCAGAUCAGUGGAGAGAGAAGCAAAGAACAGGAGGAGAAGAACGACAAAUGGCAUAGAAUUGAACGAAGUAGUGGCAAAUUCAUGAGGAGGUUCAGGCUACCUGAGAAUGCUAAAGUCGAUGAGGUGAAAGCUAGUAUGGAGAAUGGAGUUCUCAUGGUGACAGUGCCUAAGAUGGAAGAGAAGAAGCCUGAAAUUAAAUCCAUUGAAAUCUCUGGUUGAAGUUCUAUGUUUCUCCCUGUUUUUCUAUGUCUGUUUACUCUAUGAUCAUGUUUUGUAAAAUCUCCUGUGGUUUAAAUUUCACUUUGGUUUAUACUAUCGUCUACUUAUUGAUCAAAGUAAACCAUCUUCUUCAAUAA
Molecule: messenger RNA, 617 nt
Organism: Cucumis melo (muskmelon)
Lineage: Eukaryota; Viridiplantae; Streptophyta; Magnoliopsida; Cucurbitales; Cucurbitaceae
Product: 17.8 kDa class I heat shock protein-like
Exons: 1
Coding region: 1-480 (159 amino acids)
Biological process (GO): protein complex oligomerization; response to salt stress; protein folding
Source: RefSeq, a predicted model, not a curated record